GAGACCUCUUACGGUACAGUGUCGUAACAGUUAAUAAAUAUGGCGAACAGGAGUAUUUUCCGUCUGCUGGAUUCUUCCAGCAAAAUAUCACGAACAAAUGCACCAGUAGUAACUUUAACGGUACGAAAAUACUCAAAUGAAUCAUCCGAUGAAGUAACUCAUACCGGACAGAAAUUUGAAGACGAUGACUACCGACUUGUAAGAUUUAUCGAUAGGCCAAAACAUGUUAAUCCUAAUUGGGCUAUAAAUUAUAUAUCUAAAGCACAAUCUAUCCCUAAAAAAGAUCGUGUUGUAGCAUGUGACGGUGGUGGUGGUCCUUUAGGACAUCCUAAAGUUUAUAUCAAUUUGGAUGAACCAGGUUCAAAUGUCUGUGGUUACUGUGGUUUGCAAUUUCACAAGGAAGAUCAUCAUUAAAUGAUAUCCAGACUGAAUAUAAAUAGUAAAAAAUAUAUAAAUUAUAUGUUAAAUUGGUGAUAAUAGUAUAUUAUAUUAAUAAAAUGAGUAGUAACUCUUGGUAUCGCUAUAAUAA
Messenger RNA from Vespa velutina, 529 nucleotides. RefSeq names its product NADH dehydrogenase [ubiquinone] iron-sulfur protein 6, mitochondrial (gene ND-13A). Bases 40 to 414 code for a protein of 124 amino acids. Lineage: Eukaryota; Metazoa; Arthropoda; Insecta; Hymenoptera; Vespidae. The transcript has 3 exons. Gene Ontology annotation, biological process: mitochondrial electron transport, NADH to ubiquinone. The record is from RefSeq and is a predicted model, not a curated record.